AUGGCCCUUGUGGGCGGGGCGGCAGUUGCUUCGUCCGCCAUAGUCGCCUGUCUUUCGGUGAGCAGGUCAUCCCAAUCGAUACGGGAAGUGACCGCGGGAAUCGAUCGCAUCGACGCCGGCGACCUCGACCACCGGAUCAGGACCGACACGAGCGGCGAUACCGGCAAGCUCGUGGCCGCCUUCAACCGGAUGGCGACCUCGCUCACGAGCAUGAUGGGCGACCUGUCGGGUGAGCGAAACAAGCUGUCCGCCGUUAUGGAGACCAUGUCCGACGGGGUGAUCGUCGUCGACUCGUCCGGCGACGUGGAGCUCCUCAACGGGGCGGCCGCGACGCUCUUCGGAGUCGAUCCGGGCGUCGAUCGGGACACGCCGUUUUCCAUCGGCCACGACCAUGAGCUCCGGCAGCUUGUCGCCGCCUGUCGCGAGGCCGGGGAGCCGCAGUACGCCGAGAUCAUACUCACGGAGGGUCGCCGCACGGUGAGCGCCGUCGCGACUACCGCUGGACGAAGAGCCGGGCGGAGCCGUGCUGGUCACCCUGCACGACCUCACGGAGCUGCGGCAGGUCGAGACCUCGCGGCGAGAGUUCGUCAGCAACGUCUCGCACGAGUUGAGGACGCCGCUCUCGUCGAUCAAGGCGAUGGCGGAAACGCUCGAGGACGGAGGCCUGGACGACCCCAGCAUCAACGCCGAUUUCGUUCGACGGAUCAUAUCGAGGCCGACCGGAUGACGACCCUCGUCAACGAUCUGCUUGAGCUGACCAGUCUACAGAGCGGACAGGCCGACAUGAAGGCCCAGCAGGUGGACAUCGCGUCGGUUAUCCGCGAGGAGGGCAGCCGGUACGUCCAGGUGGCCGAGGGUCUGGGCAUCGAGGCGCGCGUUUCGCUGCCUGAGGACCCCUGCCGGAGGUCGUCGCGCAGGAGGACAGGAUGCGGCAGGUCGUUCGCAACCUGCUGGACAACGCCCUGA
This is a messenger RNA of Geodia barretti, 966 nucleotides long. The record is from the annotation of a GenBank genome assembly. NCBI's taxonomy places the organism in Eukaryota, Metazoa, Porifera, Demospongiae, Tetractinellida, Geodiidae.